Molecule: messenger RNA, 1749 nt
Organism: Penicillium verhagenii
Lineage: Eukaryota; Fungi; Ascomycota; Eurotiomycetes; Eurotiales; Aspergillaceae
Product: putative DNA polymerase iota
Exons: 2
Coding region: 1-1749 (582 amino acids)
Biological process (GO): translesion synthesis
Molecular function (GO): damaged DNA binding; DNA-directed DNA polymerase activity
Source: RefSeq, a predicted model, not a curated record
AUGGCUACAGCUCCGACGCGUAAUGACCGUCGGAUCAUCCUUCACUUAGAUUAUGACUGCUUCUAUGCUUCGGUUUUCGAAGUAGAACAGCCGGCACUAAAGAAGUUACCCCUAGCCGUACAACAGAAGCAAAUUAUCGUGACAUGUAAUUACGAAGCCCGGCGGCGAGGGCUACACAAGCUGCAGCUCAUCAAAGAUGCCAAGCGAACGUGCCCCGAUGUGGUGAUUGUUCUGGGCGAGGACCUGACCAGAUUUCGAGACGCCUCCAAAGAGCUCUACCUUUUCAUUCGAGGAUUUAUCUGGGGCGGACGAGUGGAGAAGCUUGGUUUUGAUGAGCUAUCUCUAGAUGUUACCGAGAUGAUUGAUUAUAAUGUCAAUCUAUUGAACCCGAAUGAUUUGUCGACCUCGUUCUUCCAUUUGGACUCUAAAGACCCAACAAUCGGAUUUGCUUACGAUGCGACAAAAAUCAUGGGCUCGACCUUCCCCGCGACAGCAGAGGAUACCUCGAUUUCCACACUCGAUACAUCAAAUCUGGAAAUGAAGCUUGUGAUCGCGUCCCAUCUGCUCAAGUACCUCAGAGAUCAGAUGGAGCACCAGAAAGGCUUCACAGCUACAGGAGGAGUAUCUACCUCCAAGCUUCUCGCAAAACUAGUGGGAAGUGUCCACAAACCCAAUGAGCAGACUGUUCUGCUCCCACCAUACUCACUAGCCCAAGAUGGCAUUGAGAGCAAUGUGACCCAAUUUCUGGAUAGUUAUCAGAUCCGCCAAAUUCCUGGCAUCGGAUCACGACUUGCCCAGAAACUGAGAGCCCGCGUUACCGGAGAAAGUACAGGGGAAGAAGAUGUCACGGUCCGGGAUGUCCGUCUAUAUCCUGGAAUGGGCCCAGCUAUGCUCGAGAAAACGUUAGGCGGGCCUGGUGCACCAAGAGGUAUUGGAAUGCGCAUUUGGGGUCUCCUGCACGGCGUGGACAACACCGAAGUACUCGAGGCUCGAGAUUUGCCUACUCAAAUCAGUAUUGAGGACUCCUACGGUCGUGGCCAAUUCGGCACCGUGGAGAAUGUGCGUCGCGAACUUGUGACUCUUACGGGAAGCUUGAUCCGGCGGAUGAGGACGGAUUUACUAGAUAAAAGUGAAGAAUCUCCACGGUGGCUGGCCCACCCGCGGACCUUGCGUCUAUCUACACGACCUCGCAAUGCUCCGGACACUGACGGGGUGCGAACAUACAAUGCCAACCGCAUUUCUCGAUCGGCUCCUCUGCCAGGGUUUGUCUUCAAUCUGGAAGAGAAUAUUGAUGCACUGGCCGAACGGUUAGUUCAGGAGAAUCUUCUGACAAUGUUUCGACGAUUGAAUCCCGAAAAAUCCGGGUGGGACCUGAGUUUGAUCAACGUAGCUGUGACGAACUUGGUGGAGAGUGCAGGGGAUCAAAAGCAAAGUAGCGGGCGCGAUAUAGGAAAAAUGUUCCGGCUGCAGGAAACGGUGCUCAGAGAUUGGACUGUACCGUUAGUGGAUCCAGGGUCUGGCGCCACUGCAUGUGUUCCUGGCCCGGAGAUAACGGAGAAGACAAGUGUGGAUCAUGACGAGAUGACAUGGAGUGAAGAAGAAGAGAACGAAGACGAGGAAGACAACGACGAGGAAGACAACGACGAGGAAGAGAAGGGACUGUUCAGUAUCCAGUGUGACAUUUGUUCAGCUGCGAUUCCCCAUUUUGCCCAGUUGGCCCAUAGACUGUACCACGAAUCUCUUGAUUGA